CCCCCCGGUUUUAGCUGUGUCUUCAAACGUCAGUUCUUCCAAAUCUCAUUUGCAGUCCAGUUUUCUUCCUUGAACUGUUUUCCCGGGAUUCAAACACCGAAUUCUCAACCCUGGGAGAAGAUACAACUCAUGAAGCAUCAAGUUCUCAUGGUCAAUCGCAAGAUUUCAUUGGAAUAAAUACCCAAAAUCCAAACACAUACUUCGUUUCCAUUUCAUAUUUUCUAUGGACAAAGAAACUGAACUGCUCUCGCACCUAGUCGCGAACCAUCUACACCUAGCACAAAUCGAGCCGUUACGAGCCACGCUUCUCGCUCUACGAACUAAAGACCCUGAACUUGCUCGAGCAAUCCUUCAAACGAUCGUUGCCAACUCGGGUCGGUUCGAGAACAUUGCCUGGUCACCUUCUUGUCCAUCACCAGCUCUACUAACCUACCUUUCAACUCUCGAACUCUUGCAAUUUAAUAAUCCUACAUCGAUAUGGAGCUUCGAUCCCGAUACAUUGCGACUACGAGCGGAAUUUUUGUUGUUAGUUCAAGUUUUGAUCGACAAGAUAUUGGCUAGUCUGAGAAGAGAUGUUGACUUGGACAAAAUUGAAAAGGAGAAGGUAAGUGAGAGUGAGGGUUUUGAGGAAGAGAGACCAGAGUUGUUGGAUAGAAGUGAGGAUUUGAAAGAGGGAAAUGGUGAUUUGGGAGAUUGUGUUAGGGUUUUAGAUAGGUUUUUGGAGUUGGGAAUGAGGAGGUUGAGACCGGAUGUAGUCAUGGACGGUAUUGAUGAUGGUGGUGGAGAGGAGCAUAAGGCUGUUUUGGAGAAGGUUUUGAUUGAGGAAGAAGACUUGGUUUGUUUGAGGAAGGUGAUCAUUGAUUAUGCAGAUCUUUUCGAUGCCUUAUGCGCGAAUAUUCAGAGGCAAUUGAAAGGGCUGGACGAUGUUGAUUUGGGGAUGGCUAUAAUGGUACGAAGAGAGGAGAAGGUGAGAGUGGAUUCAUUUGAUGAGGAACAUAAGGGGGUUCUUAGUUUAAUGCAAAAGAGUGUUCAGUUGGCUCAUUUGGAUGCUAUGAAGUUAUCUGCGAAGGACGGGGAUAUUGAAGGAGCAGUUUCUCAUAUUCGUUUUCUUCACCUUGAUCAUGGAGUCGAGGAGAUUCUGUAUCGGUCACUCUUAAAAGAUCUACUCAAGAGGGUUUUAUCAGAAAUGGAAAUAUUUGGAGAGUCCAGGCAUUCCCAAGAAGAAAAAUUGUUACGGAUUUAUGAAGAAGCUCUAUCAUCAAAUUGCAGGCAUCUGAUUCAAAUAAUUAAAGUUAUUCAUGAUGAGUUGCUUGUUGAAGAGAUUGAGAUGUAUAGAUCUCUUGAUAACAACCAAAUUCCACCACCUCUUGAGCAUUUUCAAAAGUAUUUAGUGGAAUUGAAACCUAAUGCAUAUUUAAAUAACAAUCAUUGGCCCUUGACUAUGGCAUCAAGUUCUUGCAUGAGAGAUUUGUUCCAUUAUGCUCGCAUUUCUGGGUUACAUGUACUAGAGUGUGUGAUGAAUACAACUUUGUCUGCCAUAAAAAAGGAGAACAUUGAAGAAGCAAAUAAUGUUCUUGUAUUGUUCCCUCGCCUUAGGCCCCUAAUAGCUACUAUGGGUUGGGAUUUGCUAUCUGGUAAAACAAUUUUGAGGCGGAACUUGAUGCAACUUCUUUGGAUAAGUAAAUCACAUACGUUUCAGCUGGAAGAAUAUCCUCUCUAUGGAAACCAAUCAGAUGAGGUAUCUUGUGUGGAACAUCUCUGUGAUCAAUUAUGUUAUAACCUUGAUAUUGCCUCUUUUGUUGCUUGUGUCAAUUCUGGUCAACCAUGGAGUUCAAAAUUCUCAUUACGAUUGUCUGGACGUGAAAACAUAGUAUAUGGAAGUGAAGAUGCAAAGUUAGAUACGUUCGUUGAAAAUUUUGUGUUGGAAAGGCUUGCCGUUCAAACUCCUCUCCGGGUACUGUUUGAUGCUGUUCCAAGCAUAAAGUUUCAAGAUGCUAUCGAAUUGAUUAGCAUGCAACCCAUUGCUUCUACUCUUGAGGCCUGGAAAAGGGUGCAAGAUAUUGAACUUAUGCACAUGCGCUAUGCUUUGGAAUCGACUGUUCUUGCACUAGGAGCAAUGGAAAGGAGCAUGACUGGUGACAAAGUGACUCAUCAAGUGGCACUAUGUCAUUUGCAAGACCUAAAGAACCAUUUAGCAGCCAUAAAAAAUAUUCCACGCAAGAUACUGAUGGUGAAUGUGAUAAUCUCACUUUUACACAUGGAUAAUAUCAAUCUCAAUUUGAUGCAUUGUGCCUCAAUAGGAGGCCUUUUUCAACAGCCUGUUGAAUGUGGUUCGGAACACACUGAUUUAGCCAUAGAUGAAGGUGGAAACAAAAUGGUUAUAUCUUUCACAGGGUUGCUACUUGAUAUUGUACGUUGCAGCCUUCCACCAUGCAUAACUGAGGAGCAUGCAUCUACUGAUGGUUUAAGCAUGUCUUGGAGGCAGGCUUUGGAGUGGAGAAUCUCAAUGGGUAAACGUUUCAUUGAAGAUUGGGAAUGGCGAUUAUCAAUUUUGCAGCGCCUUCUCCCAUUAUCUGAACGGCAUUGGAGUUGGAAGGAGUCAUUGACUGUAUUACAAGCAGCCCCAUCUAAGCUACUUAACCUUUGUAUGCAGAGAGCAAAAUAUGACAUCGGAGAAGAGGCUGUUCAUCGGUUUUCGUUAUCUGUAGAAGACAGAGCUACCCUUGAAUUAGCUGAGUGGGUAGAUAAUGCAUUUGGAAAAGUGCAUGUAGAAAAUGCUGUCUCUCUUGCAGCUGAUGGGGCUUCUACGGUUCAGGAUCUGGAUUUUUCACUGUUGCGCUCUCAAUUAGGUCCUUUGCCUGCUAUAUUUCUGUGCGUUGAUGUUGCUGCAACUUCAGCAAGGUCUGCCCAUAUGUCUCAAUUGCUUCUAGAUCAGGCUCAAGUUAUGUUAUCUGAGAUAUAUCCAGGAGGUUCCCCAAAGGUGGGUUCAACAUACUGGGAUCAGAUCCAUGAAGUUGGAGUUAUUUCUGUAUUACGAUGUGUCCUUAAACGACUUUAUGAGUUCUUGGAACAGGAUAGUCCUCCAGUUCUUCAGGCCAUUCUGACAGGGGAGAUCUCCAUUUCAUUAGCCCAGGAUUCUCAUCGACAGGGACAAAAGGAACGUGGUUUUGCACUGCUACAUCAGAUGAUUGAAGAUGCUCAUAUGGGCAAGCGACAGUUUCUUAGUGGCAAGCUUCACAAUCUAGCAAAAGCUAUCGCUGAUGAAGAAAUGGAAGUAAAUUUUACUAAGGGGGAAGGAUCGGGAAUGGACCUCAAAGUACAAUCCAGUCUUGACAAGGAUGGUGUUCUCGGGCUUGGGUUAAAAGCUGUCAAAAAGACAUCAUUAAUUUCCAUGGCUGGAGAUAAUAGCAUGCAGUCUGUUGGAUAUGAUAUGAUGGAUGCUGGGAAGAGACUAUUUGGUCCUUUAAGUGCAAAGCCCACUACGUAUUUGUCACAAUUUAUUCUCCAUAUUGCUGCAAUAGGUGACAUAGUGGACGGAACAGAUACAACUCACGAUUUUAACUUUUUCUCACAUGUAUAUGAAUGGCCCAAAGAUCUUUUAACUCGUUUAGUUUUCGACCGAGGCAGCACAGAUGCAGCUGGAAAAGUAGCGGAGAUAAUGUCUUCCGACUUUGUUCAUGAAGUAAUUUCAGCAUGUGUACCCCCAGUUUACCCUCCACGGUCUGGUCAUGGAUGGGCAUGUAUUCCCGUCAUCCCCACAUGCCCUCGUAGUUGUUCAGAAAAUAAAGUACUUUCUCCUUCUGCUAAAGAAGCUAAGCCUAGCUGUUACAGUCGUUCCUCUGCAACAUCGGGGAUCCCUCUUUACCCUCUCCAAUUGGAUAUAGUUAAACAUUUGGUUAAAAUAUCUCCUGUCAGGGCUGUCUUGGCAUGUGUUUUUGGAAGCAGUAUGUUACACAGUGGCAAUGACUCCCCUAUAUCUAGCUCCUUGGAUGAUGAUUUAUUGCAGACACCUGAUAUUGAUUGGUUGUUUUAUGAGUUUGCGCUUGAUCAAUCUGAAAGGUUCCCUACUUUGAAUAGAUGGAUACAAAUGCAAACUAAUCUUUAUAGGGUAUCAGAGUUUGCUGUGACAGCUAUGCAAAGUGCUGAUGAUGACAAUGUUAAACCUGAAACAAGAACUGUUGUUAAGAGAAUGCGGGAAUCUGACAGUGACACCGAGUCUGAAAUUGAUAAAAGUGUUGGUAAUUCUAUCAUGACGACAUCCUUUGACCUCAACGUUAAAGAUAACACUUCUCCAGACCCAUGGCAUGAUUGCAUAAAACCUGAAACAGCUGAAAUUGAUAUUACAAUUUUUCUUUAUUUUGGUUUAGAGAAUGAAGAUCCAUAUGAGAAAGCUGUGGAACGGUUGAUUGAUGAAGGAAAACUAAUGGAUGCUCUUGCACUCUGUGAUCGAUUUCUACGUAAUGGAGCCUCAGACCGGUUGCUUCAACUCCUAAUUGAGCGCGGAGAAGUAAGUCAUCCAACCUCUGAACAAUCACAGGGUUAUGGGGGACAUGGCAUCUGGAGUAAUAGUUCGUAUUGUCUGCGGUUGAAGGACAAACAACUGGCAGCUAGACUUGCCCUCAAGUAUGUCAAAAUCGGAGUAAAAUCUUAUUAUUUUGUAUAG
Hibiscus syriacus is the source of this 4663-nucleotide messenger RNA. RefSeq lists its product as uncharacterized. The record is from RefSeq and is a predicted model, not a curated record. NCBI's taxonomy places the organism in Eukaryota, Viridiplantae, Streptophyta, Magnoliopsida, Malvales, Malvaceae.